AUGGUCCCCGAGUCUCCUAAGCGAGACGGUGAUUCGACCCAGUUCCUGCGCGCCCGGAAAAGAGCCAAGUACACCCAAGUCGCCUGGUCCGUUCUGUUUGCCUCCCGAUCCGCCGCCGUGCCAACCGCUAAUAGUGGCCCUAGCAAUGAAUGCAAGCGACGGAAAUUGAAAUGCAGCGGCGGAACCGUUUGCGCACGAUGUGCCCGCGACCAAGUUUCUUGUGUCUAUGCAACCACGCAGCGCACCCCGGGGACACCCAUGGAGCCCGAGGUUAAGGAUGAAAGCGUGAGUACAAGAUUUGAAGCAGUCGAUCACAACCUGGCAACGCUGCAGCGCGAGGUGCGGAACCUUUCCGCGCGCCUGCUGUCGCUGGAAUCAACAAGCCCUGGAGCGUCUUCACGACCACCAGCGGCACCGGCUGCGAGUCUGCAUCGCAUUCUAAAUCCACCCAAAUCCCCAUCAUAUGUCGGGCCCACCAGCGCAGAGUUCGGCUUGAGUCGGCCACAUCGAUCUCACCCCCAUGAAGAUGACCCAGCUGACGAUGAGGGUCCGGACGAGGACAUCGGCUUGUCAACUGCCAUCCAGAGCCCUGCACCUUCUGAGAAUGAGGAUGCCUUGGCUACAGGUGACCCGCUCGACAUCCUGGGAUUGGAAGAAACCCUAAGGCUUGUUCGGGUCUAUGAAGAUACCGUUGGUGUGAUGUAUCCAUGUGUUGAUUUAAGCAGCGUGCGAGCCUACGUGCGCGACUACUUUCGUUUCCACCAUCCAGAGACCUCGAACUCGCACUCGUCAAAAACGACUGCAGAUCGAGACUGGUUUUCUGCCCGUGAUAUCCAAGUGUUGAAGAUCCUUCUGGCUACUGCGCUGCUGGCCGAAUCUCAUGGCCGCAGCGAGCGUGCCGCUCAACUGGCAGACAGCGUCGAAGACCGGUUUGCCAGCCGUUUGAAGAUUUCCGAGGUGGACAUGAAAGAGAUCUUGAUUCUGACAUUACUCGCGAUCUUCCACGCUUACAGAGACGACGAAGUGAUUGCAUGGCGAUUGACUGGAAUGGCUGCUCGAGGCAGCAUGGAGCUGGGUCUUCACUGCCAGGAAACUUGGCAAAAGACAGAUGGCGUCUUUCCGGGAGAGCUGGAGAAGACAUGGGCCAGCCGACUGUUCUGGUGCAUCUAUGUGCUAGACCGAAAGUGGUCGUUUGGGACCGGAUUGCCGUUUGCCAUCCAGGACUCGGACAUGGACACCGAUCUCCCGGAGCCCGGAAGCUCUACCCCGUAUCUGACCUGCAUGAUCUCCUACGCGCGUCUGAGUACCAAGAUCUGGGGACUAGUAACCGGGUGGCAGAGCCGCUCACGCGAGGCCACAUCGGACGGAUGCGCCUAUCUCGAUGCACAGGUUCAGCAAUGGAUUCGGUCUAUCCCACAUGAACUGCGCUUCGAUCCAACCUGGCGCUCUCCUGUGGGAUCAGAGCACACUGAUCGAACUAUGAUGUUGCAGGUACUGCUGGCCCUGCAGGCUAACCAACUUCGCAUUCUCGUCUAUCGUCAGAAUCUCCUUAGCAGCGAACGAAUCGCAGAAGAUAUGGCCGGAGCCACUACGGCUGUGGAGACCGCAAAAAGUACCGUGCAAAUGCUUGAUUGUUUUAGCCGCGUCUCCAAUGUCUACUUCCAACGACCUGAGCCGUUCAACUACUUCUUGAUAUCGGCUCUCGCCGCUUUGUUCCUUGCGGUUCUACAUGCACCGGCUCGCUUCAGCCAUGUCUGCCGACCGGAGUUUUACACGGCUGUGGAUAUGGUGCGGCGCUCAGCAACCCGUGCCCGAACAUCUCGUCGUCUCCAGAAGAUUAUUCGCAGUUUAAAGCGAAUCCAGCUGAACGUACACGGGGAUAAUAUGUCCGGUCGUCGGCAUUCCGGCCAUGACGCGGGGGCAUCCAGUGCCAAACCCAUCCCCCACCCCGACUCCCAUUUGACUUCGCGUCCUAACACAACCCCAACUGCUUGGGAGUCUACCCCAGUCUCGGCUUCCACACAAUCCCCCAGUGCGCAGUGCACACCUACUCUGUACCAGACAAACAGCUUCCCUACACCGCAGCCCCCUGGUGGCUUUUGGCCAAUGUCCCCCGGCACGGUGGGAGAUGCAGAGACGAAUGGGUGUGAAGAUCUCAGCAGCUUCUUUGAAAUCGCUGGCGGACUAUAUUUCGAUCCAGGCGGCGGUACGGAUUUGUUGGAUGUGGGAAUGUCCCAUCCCAAUGACUCAAGGCUGCCCAAUGCGCUGGACGCAUUUCAUGCCGAGGAUGAGGCAUUGACACGGGUUAUGGCUGGCCUAUUGUGA
Penicillium lagena is the source of this 2325-nucleotide messenger RNA. RefSeq names its product transcription factor domain-containing protein. Gene Ontology annotation, cellular component: nucleus. NCBI's taxonomy places the organism in Eukaryota, Fungi, Ascomycota, Eurotiomycetes, Eurotiales, Aspergillaceae. Gene Ontology annotation, molecular function: RNA polymerase II cis-regulatory region sequence-specific DNA binding; DNA-binding transcription factor activity, RNA polymerase II-specific; zinc ion binding. Gene Ontology annotation, biological process: DNA-templated transcription; positive regulation of transcription from RNA polymerase II promoter by galactose. The record is from RefSeq and is a predicted model, not a curated record. Bases 1 to 2325 code for a protein of 774 amino acids. The transcript has 3 exons.